Messenger RNA from Octopus sinensis (East Asian common octopus), 1173 nucleotides. Its product is annotated as carbonyl reductase [NADPH] 3-like. The record is from RefSeq and is a predicted model, not a curated record. Gene Ontology annotation, molecular function: carbonyl reductase (NADPH) activity. Lineage: Eukaryota; Metazoa; Mollusca; Cephalopoda; Octopoda; Octopodidae. The coding region runs from base 200 to 1042 and encodes 280 amino acids. The transcript has 8 exons.
AGCAGUGAGAUGAUAGUGUUGCAUAAUGAAUUACUACUCGUCAGUAAGAUAACUUCCAAGCAAUAUUAUAUCUAGGUCUUCUCACCCACCUAUGCAUACACCUCAGCCAAAAAAAUGUAGUACAUAUAUAUAUCUGUGUGUGUGUGUGUAAUGUGUUAGAUUAAAGUUCAUUGACAGAACACAACUCGAAGCAUUCGGAAUGGUACAAGUCGCAGUGGUAACAGGGAGUAACAAAGGGAUUGGCUAUGCCAUUGUCAGAGACCUGUGUGGGAAGUUCAAAGGAGAUGUGACAGCAACAGCUCGUGAUGUUGGGCGUGGUGAAGCAGCUACUGCAAGACUUAACAAAGAAGGAUGUCACUCCAAAUUCCAUCAACUCGACAUCACAGACUCUAAAAGUAUUUCUGCUUUAGCAAAAUAUUUGAAAGAAACUUAUGGAGGUGUGGAUAUUCUCGUUAACAAUGCUGCUAUUCUUUAUCAGUCUGCAAUUUCUUUUCUAGGAAGAUUCAACAGUGAGCAAGUAGAGGAGACAUUAAGAUGUAACUUUACUGCAACUUUGAAUGUCUGUCAGGAAAUCUUUCCACUGUUGCGUCCUCAUGCCAGAGUGGUUAAUAUUUCCAGUAACUCCGGUGUGACAGCACUUGAGAGAUGUUCGAAAGAGCUGAGAGAAAAAUUCACCUCUAAAGCUUUGACUAUGACUCAGCUGGUAAAUUUGAUGGCUCAGUACGUAACUGAUGUAAAAAACGGUGAUUAUAAAGCAAAGGGUUGGCCUUCAUUUUAUUAUGCUGCAUAUGGUGUUUCUAAGAUUGGAGUAACAAACAUGUCAAUUAUUCAACAGAAAGUUCUUGACGGUGAAGGCAAAGAAGACAUUGUUGUCAAUGCAUGCUGUCCUGGUUAUGUUAGCACUGAUAUGACUAAUCACCUAGGACCAAGAACUAUUGAGGAAGGCGCCGACACACCAGUCUAUCUUGCUUUACUGCCUCCAAAUGUUAAAGAGCCUCGUGGUCAGUUUGUAGUGGAUCGUCAAAUCCGUGAAUGGAAAUAAACACGACAUACAUAAAUGAAUAAAGAUAUUUUGUUCUGUUGAAACUACAAAACAAUAAUUAACUUUAAAUGAAAAACUUUCAAAAUUUAAUUAUCUGAUGUAACUAAAUAAAUAUUUCCAGUAUAAUUGAA